AACUUGGGGGAGAAAGAAUUCCUGUGCCAUACAGCGAGCAAAUCCCGUGCAGCACAGGACGAUUCCUGGAUAGCAACACCAUGCUAUUGGCAAGUAGACACCCGGCAACGCAUAGUCAGGCUCUAGGGAGAUCGCGCUCGCGAGGGCGGUGUGUACUAGCUCUUGCAACAAGGCAUCCACCCCGUCGCUCCGAACGGGAGCAAAAAGACCCGUCGCAGUGGCGCAGUAUGGAUGAGCUUAGGGCGUAUCUGGAGCGUGAACAAGGACCCGUGCCGGGUUUCAGUUUCGUGCUAAAUUGGAUCUCCCAAAACGCCUUCGGGGGCCCAACGACUCCUCGCGGACCGGCGGCACUGUACCGCUGGCUGCUGGGGUUAGUACCCUCGCCCACAACCGGCGAGAAAGUGCGCAGGCGCAUGACCCCAGAGCUGCUCAAUCGUGCAGAGGGAAGCCCCCUGAGGAGCAUCCUAAUCACAUCACCAGCGGUGCUGGCGCAAAUGGCACUCGAGGUCCCAGAGGUGCUCGACAUGAGUGCUGACGAGGCAGUGGGCCGGCUGACGUCCCUCAAGGCGCUGCUGCCCGCAUGUGACGUGAGCCACUUGGUUGCGAGCGAGCCCAGGCUGUAUUUGGGGUUUCCGCGGGCCGAAGUUGAGCAUGGGCUGCAGCGUGGGCUGUCACUGAUGGCGCAGUGGUCAAUACCCAGCGAUGUGGUGCAGGACAUGGUAUCGCAUGACCCGGGACUCCCCUGGGUCGUUACAGAGAGCGGUAAGGAGGCCUGGACGUAAACGGGUAUACGUACAUGUCAUCAUAACCACCACCCCAGCUUCUACGAAUUCUAGCAGAUGCCACUUCACUCCUAAGAAGGGCCCCUACAGCAAGACCACUGCGAGACAGUUGCGCAUGCCAAUAGCUUUUCCUGCCUGCCUAGCACCCGAGUACACGUCCCAUUAAGCACCACAAGAUUGCGGAAAACCGCC
Messenger RNA from Astrephomene gubernaculifera, 974 nucleotides. Lineage: Eukaryota; Viridiplantae; Chlorophyta; Chlorophyceae; Chlamydomonadales; Astrephomenaceae. The record is from the annotation of a GenBank genome assembly.